Messenger RNA from Anguilla anguilla (European eel), 4952 nucleotides. It is a transcript of the gene cep85l, whose product is annotated as centrosomal protein 85, like. The record is from RefSeq and is a predicted model, not a curated record. The transcript has 13 exons. Gene Ontology annotation, cellular component: centrosome. Bases 372 to 2645 code for a protein of 757 amino acids. Lineage: Eukaryota; Metazoa; Chordata; Actinopteri; Anguilliformes; Anguillidae.
CCUCGAGUCGAGUGGGCGGAGACACAGCUCUGAUUGAGCUUUCUCCGCGAGGAGAUGGAACGCGUACUCCGUGAGAUCACAUCCUUGCAUACACUGCAGCAGAGAGCGAUUCGACGGUAGAAGCAACUUCGCCCAACCUUACCCAGAUUUCCGACAAAAGGAGCCGAUUUCCGAUUUGAGGAUUGCGUAAAAAUAGGAAGCUCCGAAGUUUCAUUUUAUUAAACUGUGGCAAUCUACACGCAAUAAGAACCAUGGGCUGUAUUCUGCAGAUCCCCCAUCUUUGAGGAUUUACGGCUUUUUAUACGUGCUAUUGGAAUUGUACCCAUCGGAGUGUACCACCGCAUUUCAGCCUAUAAAAUAAACUAGCGACAAUGUGGGAGAGAAACGAUUACAACGAUGGAUUUGACACUUACAAAAUGGGUUCUGGCACGCCCUCUCCAGGAUGGGUCCCGGGGUGCGAGUCGACGUGGCAGGGCGCCGCCUCCUCGGCCAGCGGCAGCAGUAACCGCGCGCGGCGACACAGCACCGCCUCGGACAGCGGCGACACGGGCAUCGGGACGUCCUGCUCCGACAGCGUGGAAGGUCAGGGGACGCACGCGCACGCGGAUACGUGCGAAUACCACUCCAGCUCCAGCGGCACGCUGUGCUUCCAGCCGCUGCGCUCCCAGGGCUCCAUCCCCACGGCGCACGUCAUGCCCUCCCCCUCCAUCUCCAAACUGAGCGGCCCCCCGGCCCCCGGCUCCUGGGGCAGCUGCCAGCUCCCCUCCCCGCUGGACAGCCCGCUGGACAUGAAGGACCCGCGGCCGGUGCGCCGCUGGUCGUCCCUGACGCGCCUGAGCGGGACGGGCGCGGACAAGGGCAGCCCCGCUGGGAGGCCGGCCUACCGGGGCGACGCCCACGGCUCCCUGGACCGGGGCCUCCUGUACGGCUACCGGUCGGACCACCUCCACCACGGCCCCGACGGCAGCGCCCCGGUGCUCCACAGGCUGUCGCCGGGGGCGGAGCCCAGGUACAGGUACGACCUGUGCGCGAAGGCGGAGCCCGCCGGCCCCGCCCCCCUCAAGCCCAACAGCCUGGACCUGACCUACAGUGCCUUACCCGAGAGCAAGCCCCUCGCCCAGGGGCCCGCGCAGCGGGGGCUGCCCCUGGGGCACCAGGCCGUGGGGGGGUCGCCCAUCCAGCCCGCCGUCCGGACCCAGAUGUGGCUGAGCGAGCAGAUGCACUCGAACCCGGUGGAGUACCGGGCGGGGCCCGAACUCUGCGGCCUCGCCGCUGCCUGGCAACAGGACCGCGAGAGACUCCGGCAGGAGACAGAGCUCACCCAGACUCUCGGGAGUACGCCCCUUCCCAUGAACACCCUGGUGAAGAUCAAAGAGGGCCUCCUGAGGCAGAGGGAGCUGGAGAUUGACAGGCAAAAGCAGCAGAUCUUGCAGCUCCACGCGCGAAUCAGGGAGAACGAGCUGAGAGCGCAGCAAGUCAUCCACGGCCAGAGGGGGCGCUGUGAAGACUCCUACCUGCUCCAACCUAAGGAGUCCCCGUACAGCAGCCCAGCGUCUCCGGGGCAACUCCCCGACAGGCCGAGCCCCCUGUGCUGUGAGAACGGGGAGCCGGGCCGCAAGCUGGCCGCCGCAGAGCUGGAGGUGAUCCACCUCAACGAGUUCCUCAAACAGAACACCCAGAAGUACACCGAGGACAUCAAGAAGCUGGAGGAGAAGAUGAAGACGCGCGACCGCUACAUCAGCAGCCUGAAGAAGAAGUGCCAGCGGGAGACGGAGCAGAACCAGGAGAAGCAGCAGCGCGUGGAGACGCUGGAGAAGUACCUGGCCGACCUGCCCUCUCUGGACGAGGUUCAGAGCCAGGCCCAGCAGCUGGAGGAGGUGCAGGGGAAGGCCCGGACCCUCCAAGAGAAGGUGACCCAGCUGGAGCAGAGCCUGGAGGAGAGUCACGCUUUGCUCAAGGAGAAGGAAGCCCUCAUUGAGACCCAGGCCAAGAGGGAGAAGGAGCUGGUGGCAGCCGUGCAGAGCCUGACGGAGAAGGUGGAGCAGUGCCUGGAGGACGGCGUGCGGCUGCCCAUGCUGGACCUGAAGCAGCUGGAGAGGGACCGGGCUCGUCUGCAGGAGCAGCACACGCAGAGCAGCCAGCUCAUCGACAAUCAGAAGAAACAAAUUGAGAAGCUCACUCUCGAGUUAACGGCUGCAGAGAAGAGGCUGCAGAAGGAGAAAGGAGUCUCUCAGGACCUGCGCAAGCGGCUUCUGGAGAAAGACCAGGACCUGGAGACGCUCUCCAAAACACUUCAGGAGAACCAAAGACAGGUGGAGGAGGAGGCGGAACAGCAGGCCCCGGGCGUGCCGGGGCCCGAGGUGGGGCCCCUGCUGAAGGAGAUGUCCCUGUGCCUGCUGGACCUGAAGGCGCUCUGCAGCAUCCUGACCCAGCGGGCUCAGGGCAAGGAGCCCAACCUGGCGCUGCUGCUCGGCAUCAAGUCGAUGAGCUGCUCGAGCGAGGAGAACGAGCGGCCGCUGAUCGAGGACGGCCUGCGGGCCAAGCUGGCGGAGGUGCGGCAGCUGAGGAAGGACGUGGACGACCUGCGGACCAUCAUCUCCGACCGCUACGCCCAGGACAUGGGGGACAGUUGCACCACGCAGUGACGGGCGCGCUCGGCUCCGCCCCUUUUCCGGAACUCCGUCGGGGUCGGCCAAUCGUAAACCCGGGCAGGAGGACGAGAGGGGGCGGGGCCCCCGUUUAUAAAGAAGGGAAGGGAAAUGAGGCGAAGAAUAAAGAAGAGGUACGGAGUCUUCGCACAGGGAGGGCGGAUUGACCUGAAAUAACCUCCCUUACUACUGAAUGUAGGACCAAGCUGUGAAUCUGGUUUACACGGAAGCGUCUUCUCAUUUCUGAGUUUCAGUGUUAACCCCCUUGUUUUUCCUUCUCCUCCCCCUCGUGUUUUUAACUCAUAACCCUUUGAUUCCUGUGUCUCGUUUUUCACCGGAGGUUUUUCUGUUGUAACCGAUCGGACCUUGUUUUUAUUUAAACCCUGGAAAGUCCUGGCCCUCUUGCAGAUGUCCAGGGGCCACUCCGUGAAAAAACUGCUCUCAGAACCAGGUUCCGGAAGGUUCUCUGGGUGUGUCACACUUCCGUCCGCAGUCUCAUUGGCCUGUGCAAAAAAAAAAAAAAAAUGAAAGGCUCUCAAUGCUGCUUUUCCAAGUGCCUCACGGUUUUGAAACGUUCGUCAUCUACACGUCUGCUGCCCCUGUUUCCUACCACACUGUAAGCAGAGCCCAACCCCCUUUAACCUCAAGGAGUUGCCAUCAGGAUCUGAGCCCAAAGACGGAGGGUAGAGAUCCUGUUCCCCUGGCGAGUGACUGUCGCGGGUCGACGUCGCCAGGUGGCGCAGCCCAUCACAACCGGGCAACGACCUCGUGGGAACCAUGGAUACCGGGGUGUCCCUCCAACGCACCUUUGUGUCAGGUUCAGUGUUGCUCAUCUUUGUGUGGUGUGAGCGUGGUUCUGCGCUCUGUCCUGAAUUAAGUUCGGUGUGCACAGUCCGAUCUUGCUAAAUCUAAAAGAGUCCAGUAUACCUGUGAAAGAAGUCACAGGCAGUUUCCUCUAGUAUACCAGCUGUACCGAACACAAACCAAAUGUGUUGGCCCUGCAGAGUCGAGCAAUAUUACUGUUACUACAGACUGGAUUGUUUGCAUCGGAUUUUAUAAACUUUGUGAGAAAAGAUUCAGGGGGCUUUGUGCAAGAUGCACGCAGGUCAAACAAAUUCAGGAAAAUUUUUAUUCGUCGAGUUUUAGGGUGACUUGUUAAAACACAUGCAAAUAACGGUUUGCAAAGAUGACUUUCCAACUAAUUGCUUCAGUUCUUCUUAAGAAUGCAGGAUUGGUUGGCUGGUUUUCUUUGCCAAGCCUUUUGUUUAUGUGCUGCGGAUUAAAGUAAAAUCUGGUUAAAGUGCUUUUUCAAAAUAGACACAAUCGGAUGCCACAAUAUGAUAUUUUGUUUGAGCGUUCCCUGAAAACGAUCGCUUUCAUAGUCGCGUGUCACUUUCCAAAAUGGCCGUGCGAAGCUUCCGUACGGCCGCGCAUACGAGGCGAGGUCAUGUGUUCCGCGGCCGCACAAGCACAAAGGACUCUGGGGCUUUAACGUUCGUUCCGCCCUCGGAGAGAAGCCAGCCGAGAACGCCGCCGAUCUCAUCUUCGGAAACGAGUUCGAGCGACCCCCAGGCGUCCGUUCCUCCAUACCCAAGGUCCGCCAGGCGCCAGAGGCCGUCUCGAGCCCUGGCCCCCCCCCAUGUGGAAUGUACCGUGGCGGGAAUCCCGCUCUCACACGCGCCGUUCUUCCAGUCGUUUCAACGGCCCCCGCGCCACAGGAAACACCCGCCCUCUCGCUUUGUGUUUUUUAUUACAAAGGGAAAGAAACGUUCAGAGUUUCGGUUAUGACAACCCACGCAUCGUGCGUCUUUGAAAGAGGAUUUUUGUGUAGUAAAAGGGAUUGAACCAGCCAGCAAACUUCAACAUACAUUCUCUGUUUCUGUUGGUCAUUAUAUGCAUGGGUGUGCAUCAUAUUGGUCUCUCUGAUGGGACACGUUAUGUGCCCUGUAGGAAGCCUAAUUAGCAAAAAACAAUUGUGUACUAUCAUGGGGUGUAAAUACUAUGCAAUAUCACAUUUACCAGCUCUCUAGGACGCAACGAAUACAGAUGAUACGAGGCAUGUUGCAUGUCCUCUCUGUGCCUUGACAAAAACGUGGCAGGUCUCCCCCCAGAUGGGACAUUUUCUUCCUCACAGAAAUUUCGCAAGCGACAGAAUCGACUGGUAAAAACACCUGCAUGUGUGUCGCACAGUCACAAAACUACGAAUCCAUUUCUGCCUCUCUCGGGCUGGCUAGAAGGGUUCCAUCGGCAUGUAAAGGUCACUGUGCUAUGCUAUGUAGCUCUGGACAUUGCAUACAGUAUAUC